ACAGAUAGGGUCCAUAUGUGGCGCAAUCUAAACACAGACGAUAUACAAUUUGCGGAAAGAGUUUCAAACAAAGUCUUAAUGAAGUUGAAAUUUGAAUGGUUUAAGUCUCUUAAGAAGGUGAAGAUUCCGAAACUGCAACUUGUCGCAAUCCCAGGUUUUCGAAAUGAUAUUAAUAUGAACUUUGGACUCGUCGCAAUAAGAGAAACAAGUAUUAUUUACAACGAAAAUCUACAUUCUAUUGCGCAUAAAAUAGAAGCGGCAUGGUCGAUAACACGUGGAAUAGUAUAUCAAUGGUUUGGUAAUUUAAUUAAUCCAUCUUGGUGGUCUAAGUUGUGGUUAAACGAUGAUCUUAUUGCAUUGCUCGGAAUGGACGUUAUGAAUGCCGUCAAUGCUAUUGAGGUUAUUAUGUUUUCUUAAUGUAUAUCUUUAAUGCUGAAUAUAUGUAAUUAUAUGCAAUACUUGAUAUCAAGAUAGUAGGAAAGUUCUGGAACUAUAUAUUUAUAAUUAAAAAAAAUGUACAAACUGUUUAAA
Messenger RNA from Formica exsecta, 531 nucleotides. RefSeq names its product aminopeptidase M1-B-like. NCBI's taxonomy places the organism in Eukaryota, Metazoa, Arthropoda, Insecta, Hymenoptera, Formicidae. The coding region runs from base 16 to 417 and encodes 133 amino acids. Gene Ontology annotation, cellular component: cytoplasm. Gene Ontology annotation, biological process: peptide catabolic process; proteolysis. The transcript is spliced from 2 exons. The record is from RefSeq and is a predicted model, not a curated record. Gene Ontology annotation, molecular function: metalloaminopeptidase activity; zinc ion binding; peptide binding.